GUUUUGUUUAGCUGUGAUUGACAGAGACAGACCGCUGCAGCAGCUGAGUCUGCCUUCUGCUCACACGGAGCAAAGGUUACUGCUAUUUAUACGCAUUCUCAAGCACACUUUUACACUGAUGGCAUCGCAUGUCUGCACAGCUUGGCUCAUGUUUCCCAGCAUCUCGCUCUGCUUUGGUGGAGUUCAACUCUUUACAUCCAUAUUUGUCCCUCAGAAACUGUGUCAUUGGGUCAACCUUCAUUCAUCCUGGUGGUGCAAACGUGUUUUGAUGAGUGUUGUGGGGGACCGGUGUCAGAGAGGAAAGCAGAGGGGGGGCUAAGGUUACAGUGGAAAUAGAGGGAUAUUCUGGAUCUGCUGGGCGUCUCAGGGUGAAGCACAAAUGCAGACGCUGCGUUUCUGCAGGUGCAAACAGACAAUCACCACAAGAAGGAGGACACCAACACUGAGCAGGAACUGGAGAGCUUUCCAACUGGAGUCUGGAAAAUGCAAGGAAAUCUUUUUUUUUUUUUUUUACAUGCACCAAAGGAUGUAAUGUGAGAUUUAUACACAUGUGAGACUUGUUAUGUUUAUUGCAUUUGAGUAGUCUCUUCUGGAACAAACAAGAUGCUGGAUUGCUUCCAUUAACAGCCAAUUCUCAGCUACUGGAGAUGUUACUUUGUAAAGACGGACAGCAAAUCACAUGAAGCACCGUCUGCUGACGAGGUCUGAAGUUCCGUCUGCACAAACACGCUGCUGACCUCCUUGUGCUCGCUUUGUUUCCGCCCUUGCUGCUGGACUGAGAUGUUUGUCAGCACGGCGUUGGUGUUUGUGACAGACCUGGCGGCCAGGUUGCUGGGUAACAGACUGUUCCGGCAGCACUUCCACCUGCUGCUGUCUGCGGCGGUGCUGUUCGGACCCGCUCUCAGCCUCUGGGUGUCCCCCCACAGUGUUUUUGCAAGGAAAAGCCACUUCCUGUACAGGUUGUUCCUGCGUUCCGGUUGGGGGUGGACGUGCAUCUUCGUGGGUUCUUUCAUCUUCCUCUUCUCCUUCUCCAUCCGCCGCUCCCUCUCCGUCUCCGUCCGUCAUCUCUCCAGGCUGGCGGUGGCCGGUGGACUGUGGAUCGGUUUCUGCAAACUUCUGGACCUCCUGGAGAACGCCACAGGAAGCUGCUAUGAAACUUUGAAUGCAGGCCCGGAAGUCUCCAACGGCCAGCCUCUGCUGGUGCUGAGGGAAGGGGAGAGCAGGUCCGAGUGCCUGAGGGCCGGGAUGUCGUGGAGGGGAUACGAGGUUUCAGAAGACGUCUUCCUCCUCUGUCUGUGCUGUCUGCUGCUGGCAGAAGAAACUGCAGUGUUCGGUCCAUAUCUGAGCCUCGGGGGGGUCUCAGACGCCCCUCUGAGGAUCCUCUUCUUGUUCUGUGUUCUCCUGCUCGGGCUUUGGAUCUUCCUGCUGCUCUGCCUCUUAGCGUACUUCCCCCAGUUUCCUACCCAGUUGCUGGGGGGAGCUUUGGGCUGCCUCAGUUGGAGGGCGUUGUACCAGGGCUGGUAUCGCCUGGAGCCCAACUGGUUUUGUCCUGGGAGGCCUGGUCAGGGGCUGCUGAACUCCAAGACCAGCACCUCACAGGAAGAGGAUUUGCUGAACCACAACCACCACAACUAACCGUCUGACCCCUACAACAAAAUAAAUGGACAAAAAUCCAUCUGUACCUUUCCUUGAAUAAAAAAAGGAUCUUCA
Molecule: messenger RNA, 1710 nt
Organism: Oryzias melastigma (Indian medaka)
Lineage: Eukaryota; Metazoa; Chordata; Actinopteri; Beloniformes; Adrianichthyidae
Gene: fitm1l
Product: fat storage inducing transmembrane protein 1, like
Exons: 2
Coding region: 781-1635 (284 amino acids)
Biological process (GO): lipid storage; phospholipid biosynthetic process; lipid droplet organization
Cellular component (GO): endoplasmic reticulum membrane
Source: RefSeq, a predicted model, not a curated record